UUAAUAGCAGAAAAGCUCAAAUAGAAGAGGCGAAGUCGGUUUCAUUUUGUGUUGUCAUUUUGUAUCGUACUUCUUGAGUCGGGAAAGAAUUGGUUUUAGGGAACAAAUAAUUACCAAGAACAGUUUUGAAAUUUAGUUUUAAAUAAAACCUUUCAUUGUAAAUUUCCUGAAAUAUACCGGGAAAAAUUAUUAAAAUGAGUGAAUUAGUGUGGGGUAUUAAAAAUGGCGACCUUGACAUCGUCAAAGAUUAUGUCGAGAAUAAGGAAAUAGAUUUGAAUAAAGAAAUAGACGGGCGACCUCCUCUUCACUACGCUGCUGAUUAUGGACAAGAGCAUGUCAUCCAGUAUUUAAUUUCAAAGGGAGCAGAUGUUAAUGCAAAAGAUAAGCACGGGAUCAGCGCACUCUUGGCUGCAAUUUGGGAAGGUCACACUUACUGUGUCAGAACACUUCUGGACAAAGGAGCGUCCAAGGAAGGCACAACACCUGAUGGCACCACUUAUAUUGACGCUGCAGAUAAAGAAGAGAUACGAGCUCUGCUGCAGUAGGCCACACUUCUUGCACGUAUUUAUUUUUAUAGCCUACUGUAUUGAUUUUAUUUUUUGUUGUAUUUUGUAUUGUUGUAUUUAAAUGUUUACUUAUCAUCAUUAUGAUGCAUUCUAAAAGUAUAAGUUUAAGCAUAUUGAAGUACUGAGAGUGCUUUUUUUUUACUGUGAGUAAAAUAUGUACGUAUUAGUCAACAUGAAACUAGGUUAGGAGAGGGCCUACUAAAUAUUAUUUAUUUACUCUAGAUUGGAUUUCAAUUCAGUUGCGCUUUACAGAUCUCCACGACCUUUGAGAAACCGUACAUUCUAUAAAGCUUGAGUAUUUUGUUAUUUGUACAUAAAAAUAAUGCAUUUUAGAAGAUAUUGUAUAUAUUUUCGUAGUCAACGGUAUUUCCUAUUUAUAUUUUGAUUUGUGAACUUAUAUUUUUGUGUGAAAUAUAAAAUAUAGUGAAUGUUUUUAAUAGGAAUGUUUAAAAAAAAGUAAUAAUUUGGCUAUAGUUACUAUUAGUUGAGAUUUUUUGUCAUAUAAUUUGCUAAGAACUAUCAUCAGUAUUUUUUGUGAAAAGUGUAGAUUUGGUAUAUUUUAAAAUUAAAGUAAAGUUGAUUUAACUUUUAGUAGUACCUUGGAUUCUGGAUAAUCCAGGGUAGUACUAUUUAAUUAAUUUCUUUAAAGAUCCGUGUGAUUUGUUAAACUUAUGUCAAUUAAUUUUUUAUUUGUGUUUACUUUUUUGUGACUCAACUUUUUUAUCAACAACAUGUAGUUAGAGUUGUUAUCUGCAUUUAUUAUAAGAAAAUUUUAAUUAAUAAAAUUGUAAGGGUGCUA
Messenger RNA from Homalodisca vitripennis (glassy-winged sharpshooter), 1365 nucleotides. Its product is annotated as myotrophin. The transcript has 4 exons. Gene Ontology annotation, biological process: piRNA processing. Gene Ontology annotation, cellular component: pi-body. The record is from RefSeq and is a predicted model, not a curated record. The coding region runs from base 195 to 545 and encodes 116 amino acids. Gene Ontology annotation, molecular function: protein binding. Lineage: Eukaryota; Metazoa; Arthropoda; Insecta; Hemiptera; Cicadellidae.